AUGGUGAGUUAUAAUUGUUUAGUCGGUUUUUGCUGUUGUUCAAAUUAGCCAAUUGGACAUCAGGACGUAGUAAAUACUUGCCGUAUUGGUACCACUGUUUGUGUGUGUAGAAGGGACUCAUGCAGAUGAAUACAUCUUGCUCACUGAUUGCUUUAGGGGUUUUUCUUUGGUCCCGACCUUGGGGACCGUUUCAGUGAUAGGGGAUGUAACGUAUGAUAUAAACGCACAUUCAAGACGUCAUCCCUCCCCUAUGUUAUUAGUUGCUAAGUAAACUGACACCCGAUAAAAUAUCGAUGCUUUUGUGAAGUGCAUGGGAGUUUGAGUUUUUCGGAUGUCAUCUUGUUUUAAAAUUAACAAGCAGCCAUUUGAGAAUUCAACGCUUCGAGUUAGAGUCGAAAUUUAAAGGCGCUUAUGAAUCGGCCUCGAUUUGACGGCACGAAAUUUCGAGUUCGAUCGGAGGUAGUCCGUGGAGCAAUUAUGGCGUCUGGCUCCUGUGUUGGAACGCCGAAUUUUUGAUCGAAGAGCUUGCAUAUUACUACUGUUAAUCCAGCCAUUGUUGGUAGACAUCCACUCUAUCUGGCAAAGUUGAUAAUGAAAAGUAACCGCUAUCAUUUUAUUCAGGCUACUUAAAUAAACUAGCCUUCUGGGUGCGUCUAAAAUGCAGCAUAUGGUAAUUAAUGAUCUAUUUUUACCUAACUGAACUAAAACAUACCGGUACUUCUGGCUAUAACUGCUGAAUACUCAAUAAUGUAUACUGCCCGCUUCCUAACCAUACGACAAAACUCCCGGCUUUAGAGCAUGCCCUUAGACAUUUUUCAGUUUCAGUUUAUUUGAGGCGUUAAACCUUUGAACUCCCUAUUUGUUACAAGGAAGCGAAUUAUAUCAAAAAUUUGAAAAUGGAAACAUUAAACCGCAACAAAAGUUUUUUUCGGAUUGGCAGAAUUUUCGAAACCAGACAGAUAAACGAAUGGUUCCAAGUGUUAAAGACAUUAACGUUACUAAAUGUGCUGUACAGUAGUCUGACUAUCGAUAAUUGGUGCUAUCUCAGUUUCUGAGCGAGUCCUGAUAAUCUUGUAGUCAAUGUGGCCGGCGUGUAAGCGAUUCUGCUGCACGUUAACGCUUCACUCGCUUUUCUGAUUCUAACUCGUUGAACCACCUCAGAUGUGUAAGUGUACCCGGUGGACUUUAGGCUGGUGGAGUAAUCGAGCCGCUGCCGGUGAUUAGAACUGACGCACUGAAGAGGGCCGUCACUUAACUGACGAGACGCUGCUAGGUCUUAGGUUCGGACUGAGCGCUGAAUUUUACGGCUCCAAAGCCCAUGCAGCCAGUUGGAGAGUUCACUUUGCCGUUCUUCUGAAUUGCGGCUAACUCUAGUUAAUAGAGAUCUUGUUUAUAUCUCGCGACAGUCAUCGUUAAAACAGUUGUCCUAAGCAAAUAUUUCAAGGCUGGACGUCGCUGAAUUCGCCAUCAGACUUCUUAAAGUAUUGAAGAAACGUCUGAUAGCAAAUUAUGCACUUUCAGUGGGCCCGAUACAUAGAUUUUCAAUGGCCUGUACUCCGUAACUGUCAAAACCAGGUUUUUGUUUGGAGAACUGUCCUCCUUGAAUUGAAAGAUCUACUCUGCCUCGACCAUGCCUCGGAAUAUUUGUAAUUUGACUUCCACGACUUGUAAUGCUUGCCUUGGUUGAUUUGUUAAGAUUCUCAGGAGUUAACCAGGUAAUUUUUCCUACUCUUGCCCCUAAGCAUGGUCGCAUUCCAUUACUCUUGACACUGAGAUCUCAGAAGUAGACCAAUGAAACUAGCACAGUAGAUGAGUUACUUCUGGUUCCUCAAUGUACGCAUCGGUCAGCCGUGCUAUGACUGAGCCCAUACCGGCACGUAUACACAAACGCCACGCACUUGCGAAAUAGGUAAUGUCAUACCAGCAAAGCUUGGCUGAUGGGGGCGGCAUUGGUGGCACCCCCCUUUUACCAUGCAGCUGACCCAAUCGGCCUGACCUCACCUGGAUGCGGUGUGCCAGUUUGUAUUCGGUUGAGAGUGCUAGCCCGGAGGUGUGUGUUUGAUCGAAAACGACAUACAUAAGCCUCCAACAGCCGCUGUCCAAGCCUCCACCGUUACUGUCUAAUCAGUUCUAGUGUUGUCCCUCUGUGUGUCAACUCUUCGCGGCCCCUGCCACCGCGACACCAAGCAGACCUACAGUGGGUGGGCUAAUUCAUGAAAUGUCAAUCGAAAUUCCGAAAUGCGUUUUCGUUUCGAAAAGAUUAAUUAAAUAGAGUUGUAAAACUAGUCAGCUUGUAACAUUAUUUUAUAAUGAUUCAGUUACCUCAGGAUGCCGGAUUUCGAAUGUAUUUCUUUUCGGUUGCAUGCAACAAUUACACCCUUUAAAAAACGGCUUCUUAAGUUGCCUGAUUUCUCAUUGAUUUUCGAUGUCGUUAAAAAUUUAACUAUAUUUUAAGAAAUGCAUGCAUUAAAAUAUCCAUUCUUUUGCUCAUUCGGUAGAAAAUUACGUCUUCUUCCAACCUUAUACUCGAAGGAAGAGUAUGCAUCGGGUUUCAAAAACUUUUCCGAUUCCCGAAUGAUUUUGAACCCGACCCGCCGGUACACUUUCGUUCAGGGUUUCCAAACUACAGGCCGUAUCAUACAUUUCUUUACGGUAUUAAGAGGAGACUGUAUGGGGUUCAUAAAAUUUAGCAGUGGAUUCGUGCCAUAUUGUUAACUUUACAAACCACAUUGGUGAAUGCGGAGACAUGACGUUUUAUGAACGGCCAUUUGACGGUAUUCAAAAAUCUCACAAUUAGAAGCUUUUUUAAUACCGAGUUAUACCAUUCCUUCGAGUAUAAACUUGGAAUAAGACGUAAUUUUCUACCGAAUGAGCAAAAGAAUGGAUAUUUUAUGCAUGCAUUUCUUAAAAUAUAAUUGAAUUUUUAAGGACAUCUAAAAUUAAUGAGAGAAAUUCAUGCAACCUAAGCAGUCGUUUUUUGAAUAGUGUUGCUGUUGCAAGCAGCCGAAAAGAAAUACAUUCGAAAUCCGGCAUCCUGAGGUAACUGAAUCAUUAUAGAAUUAUGUUGCAGGCUGACUAGUUUUACAACCCUACUUAAUUAAUUUUUUCGAAACGAAAACGCAUUUCGGAAUUUCAGUUGACAUUUCGUGAGUUAGCCCACCUACUGUAGGUGAACUCAAUCUAUUGGACAUUAAUCAUUCUGUACUUAUCGUCUUUUUUAUAGCCUAGUGGCAUGAAAAGUUGUCAGAGUUUUGUCCCCGCCACGUGGAGAUGCCCAUCUGUCUCAGAAGCCGCCCUUAGAUAGUUGCAUAGAUAGCAACCAAAACAGAGACAUCACCAUUUCACUUUACUUUUCUGCCUUUUAAUGGCAUAACUCACAUUGCUGAAGUUAAUCAUGGAUCCCGGAGGUUUUAUUUGAUCCUAAAGACCUUUAUUAAUCUGGCUGUUCCACCAUUUGGGUCUAAUGUCCUUUGUUUGUUUCCCUUACAGCGGAGUUUCAAUUCUCCUCUUCUUUUUGCCGUCUUCAUCACAUGCUUUGGAUCAUCCUUUCUCAUAGGAUACAAUUUGGCCAUUGUCAACAACAUUGAAUAUGUAUGUUUCCAUCAGACACUUCCAUUCGAAUGGUAUUUUUAAUUUUUGUCUUUGUCUCAGCCUCAGCGCUGCUGAGGAAGUGUUUCCUUUUAUUUACGCGCUGCAUGCACUGCUUACUAAAACGCCGCCACUGACACACCUGCUUAGAAUGCUCAGUGAUGGAGUAAGAUAUAUGACUUCUGCAAAUGACAUUUAUAGACACGUUAUCAGUGCCUAAAGCAUCACACAUCGCUGUUACCUGGUGAGCUAGUGGUGUGCAAUUUAUUUGGUAUGCUUUUAGGUCUCCUUUCACGGUACCCAAAAAUUCGUCCAAAAAAUUGAAAGUAGGUAAAUCACUACUUGCAUGCAGCGAAAAACGCUGCUCGCCUCUUCUUGGGCAAAUUCAAAAAAUACUCAUUAGCAGUUCGGAGGACUGAAGGGUGGAGAUUUCGCAUGAUGAAGAAAAUUUGGCCUAAACGAAAGUUUAUGGGUAAGGGGAUGCCGCUUAAAGGGUCACGCUCAUUAACCCCAACCCGAGGAUGAGUACAGUUUUUCACUCGGCCUUAUUUAUUAACUGAAUUUACUUGUCAAUGGGUGUCAUCAUCUGUAUCAUCACCUCGCCCUCAGUCCUUCUACCUCCCCAUGAGAACUGGUUUGGACAAAAGGUGGGCCAGACAUUGUCGUUUUUGGGCAGGACCCAUCUCCUUUCGACGCAGUCCCGCUCAAACCAUUGCCAUCCAGUUGUCAGAAAAACUCAUUUAAGCCAUAAUUCUUCCACCGGCAGCUGCGUGAGACGGGCUGGUGGCGGAGUGGUUUCCUGCAGCCGGAUUCGGAGGUGGACCCCUCCAUCUACCUCUCUGGUACACUUUAGUCGUCGAGGAUCUACGGAACGGCGAGUGGGGCUUCACAGGACGGCGAGCAACAGUGAGCAUGACAUGCUUCCGCCACGGUUUGUGUCCGUUUCGUAACUGAAUGAUUUGCAAGUUGGCACCCAGCCUCAUUUAGGUGACAUUUCCGCUGUAUGAUCUGUGACUGCCUACUCGUCAGAGUCCGCUUAUUUCGCAACUGCCCAUGGCUGACGGCCACUCUAACACCCACCACUUGUGGAAGUGCCCGGUAGACCGCAACAAGCCUCUUUGGUUGGCUCCGUCCUCCUCAGAGUUCCUGUCGUCUUCCUUAGGCUCUUAAAACAGUCAACCGAAUGCGGAGCAUUCCUGUUGGUCCUUCACAGACAGCAAAGCCUCGCUAGCACUGAAAUCGAGGCAAAUAAAGGCUGCUCAUCACAAUCAUCGGUUAAACGAACGUUUGAUUCAAACCAAGGGGUCUGGGCAUAAGCUCUUCUUGAGAAUCAUCGUUCAUCGUUCCGUGUUCAUUCUAGCCUAAGCACUGGUUCUGCAAAAAUUUCGAAUACCUACAGUCGCAUGUCUUCCUCCUUUCCGCACUCCGACUACAGAAUUGCUGAAAAUGCAACAUCCGGCAGUUAAGGACAUCGCCAAAGACAUGUCUGUAUUACCUUUUGAAAGUUUCUUCGUUUUAUUUGGUCUCAGGUCUCGGUCUGUCUUUUUCGUAUCACUUAUAUGGUUUUGCGUUUUGGUGAAAUUAUAUAUAUUUGUUGGGUUACUGUGCCUUAAGAUGCUUGUGAUUUCUUGGUUCCAACGCCAAGAAACAAAGAAUCUUUUCAAAAGAAGGAUGGUUCGCUGUUCUAAUCGACGCCGGCCAUUUUUAUCAGACUGUAUUUGUGGUUUUGGUGAUGUGCGAAGUGCCUUUGUGGCCAGUACCAGGGUGGACGCGUAGGUGUGUGAGGAAUAUUAUCACAGGGGCUAACUCGGGGUGUUCCAGGUCCUCUUGUUUGGUAGAAAUGGUCAUUGCAAAUGAGUAGAAGCAACGUGGUUGGUGGGUCAGGCUCGGCGUGGAGUGCUGGUAUACGGAAAUGUCAUGUAAGUGAUCACUGGGGGAGAUGCGCACGCGGACCCAGGUUUCACAACUACCACGCUGAACUCUCCGUCCAUUAUGCCCCCCAUUGAGACCACUGACGCAUCAGGAGCAGACAAGCAGACCCCAUCUCCUGUUUUUCGGGUCUAACUUCUGUCUGCUGAAGUCAGCUACCUCCUGAGAUCGGAAUACUGUCAGCAAUGAUGGCGGGAGUGGUUCGAGCAUUGGUGACGGUUGUGUGGCAACGUACACCGAGGCGUCCAGUCAGGACUAUUCGGACCCUCCAUGUGCGGAAGAAGGGCGGAUGGGUGUGAUGGGCUUGGUCGACGCGUUUAGAUGCUAUAUUACUUACUAACGACGGUGAUUAUGGCACUGCGGGGGCUGCAGCUGUGUACGCAAGACAACUGUGACGGGGAAGGACAGGUGUGAGGGGGUUGGGCACUGGAUGUGUUGUCUUGCCUUCGUGUCCUUUCUUCCCGGGGCUUCCGUAUGCGGUUGGUAACGUCGUAUGUCGCUCCAGUUUUUGCCGAAGGUCGCCAUUUUUGCUGAUCUACGACGUCGGUCUCCCAGGAAUUUUGGUUGUGUUCAAGACACUUUAAUGAGGUCUUGGAGGCGUGGCUAUAGCGUAACUUCUGCCUUCCUUGUAGGUGGACAUUUGUAGCAUCCAUGUCAUAAGAGGGACGUUUCAACAGGUGGCCAUCAGCAGUCCGGACGACUUAUUAAGUCUGCCCAACAUUGGUUUGUUCUAGCGUUGAGACGAUAUCAAACAUGGCAGUCUACUCUGGGCUCUGGGAGUCGGAGAUCCGUUAAGGAUCACUUCGCAUCCAGCAUUCUACGACUGCCACGAAUACAGUUGGAUUUCCUCACAUGGUUCUGGUACACUUUCGAGUUCUAUGCCCCGUAAAGAUGUAAGCACAUGGGGGAAGGACGACUGUACCAAAAACUGCAGCAUGGACGUGCAUUUUUUUCCACCUCACCUACGCGAAAACUCUAAAUGCCUGGCAUUCUUUUAAUACUCGACGCAAUUCCAGUUUAGGCAAUGCAUGUAAGUAUGUGCAGUCGCCUCCCGGUAUUCCCUGGGUUAGAGACCAUGGUUGUCCACGAAUAGCCGAAAUCGGCGAAUACUUGAGACGUCUUUAAAAACGCCAAUACCUGCGCUUUUAAAGAUUUAAACACCAAAUAUGCCGUACGUUAUCACCAUAAAACACUUUAAUACCAUUUCAGGGUCAUCCUACAGCAUUGCCUUUUAAAAUAUAUGGCUUCCGGCUACCGGUGAACACCUCUACAACCAUCUCUUUUGCAAGGCGAAAAAUAACUAAGCUACCUCUAUAUUCCAGUAUGCACAUUUUCUUGCAUACAGUAUUCAAGCCAUAUUGUUUUUUACGUAUACGGUAGAUGAGAUUAACAUUGGUAUACCCCCAAGUUCAGGGAAUAUUUUAAAAUGCAUCUACGUAUUUAAAUUUGCAUUACAAAUAUAAAAGAUAACGAGAAGUCUAAGACUGCAUGAAGUCUAUGGGUACUCGCCGGAGACUGAAGAUGACAUUGGGGGUGGGCGAAUGUUUUUAAGAAAAAAUACCUUUUGCUUAACAUUUCGCUGUGUUUACAAUAAUAUUAGCAUUCUAAAAUUAGCAAAUCAUAUUUUCGUUACAAAAACGUACUUAAUCACACGGACGAAAUAAAAAUAAUUAACGAAUAUUUUAAAUAUGCUCCACGAAGUCAUCCGAGGAUAGGUGAAUCCGCGAAAACUGGACCGCAAAUUGGCGGGAUCGGCUGUAUAUAUGAAAACCAGACGUCUUAACACUGAGAGUUAAGGUCAGGUGCUUUUGUUGUUUUCUCAAUUAACUUAUUUGACCUCAAGAUCAUAUCCAUAUUGAGAAAGAGGAGAUUCUUCCGGAAGAAGCCGAGUUAAGUUCAUGAACUUUCAAGUUGUUGACAGUAACCUGUCGGCAGACGAAAGAAAUGAGCGUGAGAAGUUUGACCACGUAAACUAAAAUUGAUUUCUACGUAAUGAACCUUCUGAUCGUUGCCUAGAAAACGACUUUGUGUUUCAGAGUUAGAAACUGUAUUUGGCGGGUAUCCAACAAGGACGUCAUCAUCUUCUAGGCAGAUUUUUAGAUUAUUGGUGAAUUGCUCGUGUGCUCGGGUUCCAUUCUGACACAGCCUUACAUAGACUUUUUAUCGUCUGAUUAUAUUCCCCGAAUGCAAAACUACCUUCCGGGAAACAUGAACCACUAUUUGAAACUGAGUCUUGGACUCAUUUUCACAGGGAGAUAAUGGGAGAUUGGAGGCAGGCGUAGGUCAGUUCGGAACUCGGUUUCUAGCUCGCGCACACUUGCCGCUUUGCUGUCUCAAUGGGGGACUGCCAGCAUAUUUUUUGCAAUUUCCAUUCCAUUAGGCACCCGUGCAGCCUCAUCCUUGAGAGCCUUUGUUUUAAUCGUUCUUUGCAUGGGAACUUCGAAGUUGACUUCUCUGUUUUGUUGAUUCAAAAGUACAAGACGCCCAGGUGACCUUUCCAUUUUAUGCGUCGACUUGGGUAGGAAAACUGGAUGCCUGAGUUCUCGUGGUCAGUAACUGGCUGCAGGACCGCGGGGGCAGGUCCCUUCCUGGUUGGGUCUCUAUGGCACUCCUGCUCAGACGGGAUCCGAACCGCUGAUUUGUUUCUGCAAGUAACCUCGCCCAACGUGCACCGACGAGGUCGUGCCUGUCAGGGAUGGACGGGCUGUUUAGCUGCUGCCCCCGAUCCCACUUCCAGCCGUCUUGAUAUUGUUUUGAUACCGGGGGGGGGGGGGGCAGAGAAAGUGCGAUAGAUGUUGCGCCCCAGUCUGCCUCACUAUAAAUUAAUGCACAUGCAAGUCACCAGUGCUACGCCCGAUUCGUGUGGCACACGGGAUGGAGGUCGGCACUCGCACGCCGGCCAAACUGCCAUCCACCAGUGUAUGAAGGAAUCCACUUGCGGAAGACCAGAGCUAUUUUCCAGGGUCCGCUGACAAUUCCUCCUUGGUCGUUUCUUUUAGCAAAUAUCCGAAUUUUUGCAAAGGACAAUCAUAGACGUGACAAAUCCCCCUUCGUGGGUCGACAGCAGUUUUCUUUUUGCCCAAGUCUCCUCCAUCCUGGUCAUUUCUGCCGCCGUGGGUGCCUUUCUCAGCGGUUGGCUGGCCGACGCCAUUGGCAGGUAAGUUCUAAAAAGCCAAGAGCGCAUCUUCUAUAAUUCCGUUUCAUUGUACAUCAGGUUUGCUAUCUUUUCGAUCGGAAAAGAUUAAUUAAUUAAAGGUCUGAUAUUAAUUAGCCUGCAGCGUAAUCCAAGUAUACUUCAGUCACGUCAGAAUGCCGGUUUUAAUGCGUUUCUUUCAGGCCGUCUGUAAAAAUUACAGCGUAAAAAAUGACUACUAAGGUAGUGUGACGUCAGACGAUUAAGGGUUGAUGGCAUCUCAUGGUUUCCUCACCCUCUUUCAAAACUCUGAAAUUCUUUCUUUUUCCGGUGUCACACCAGACGGAACACUUUGAUAGCAAACAACGGCCUCGCCAUCCUCGGAGCUAUUCUCAGCUCCCUCUGCCUGGUAGCCGACCAUUCUGCUCUCCUCUAUGUCGGCCGAGUAUUUUCUGGUCUGAACAGUGGUAUUAGUAUUGGCGUAGCCUCCAUAUAUCUGAUGGAAAUAGCCCCAAGGAAAAAUCGCGGCUGCAUCGGUGCCUGCCACCAGUUGGCUGUCACUCUGGGCAUCAUGAUUGCCUACCUGGUGACGCUGUCGGCGCUUCUGAGCACGAAAACCAAGUGGCCAAUCGCCAUUGGCCUGGGUGCCAUCCCUGCUUUCAUCUCCCUCGUGGUGUUCCCCUUCUUUCCGGAGAGCGCCCGCUUCCUCUACCUCAUCAAGGGCAAAGAGGAGGAGGCGAGGAAGGCCUUUCAACGUAUCAACAGCGGAGAGGACGUUGAUAUGUUCCUUGCUGAGAUGCGCGAGGAGAGAGAUGUGACCCUGAGUCAGCCAAAAUUCAGAUUUAUCCAGCUCUUCAAGCAGCGCGAUCUGCGCAUGCCCGUCCUUAUAGCUGUCUUGGUCCAAGUCCUACAACAGCUCUCAGGCAUCAAUGCAGUAAGUUGAUUCAGCUUAAUUUCCAUGCAUAACUGCUGGUUUUUCUGAAGUUGCGGUAGUAUUCUUGAGAAUCGUGGCAGUUCCCUCUGAACACGAUAGAGUCCAUUGAGGUUCUAAAUGAGCACAUAGAAACCUUUAAGGAAAAUAGCCCUUUUACGAUGUGUUCAUGUUGGGACCCAUUAGCUGGGUGUGCAAAAGAUAUUUCACUGCAGCAACUCAAAGAGAAGAUCGUGACUUCUGCGCCGACUGAUUAGCGUUGCCUCUGGCGUAAAAAAUGAAGGUAUUUAGGUCCCGUUGACUGUCUAGACCAAGGCGUUGUUCACUCUAUAAGUCUUUGAUACGUUUUAUGGAGAGCAUUGCUGUUGGGGGUAUAUGACUGACCUCGACUGGGAUACACCAUAAUAGCAUCCUCUCAAGCACUCCCCGACCAAAAUAUGAAUGUUUCAGAGUUGAAUGGACAAAUAAAACAAGAGCGUUGAUUGCGGUCAAACAGCACUUGUACCCGGGUUUUUUUAUUUCUGUACAUCUCCACCCACUGUACCCAGACACCUUUCAUUUGAUUCGUCUAGGUCAUCGCCAAUUCGUCAAUUAUGCUGAAAGCGGCUGGCGUGGGAGUGGCCCAGAUAGAAUUCUGCGUCCUUGGCAUCGGCAUACUUAACGUCGUGUGCACGAUUGUGGCUAUGCUUUUCCUCGAAAAAGCCGGACGAAGACCCAUGCUCCUGUGGCCCACCGUCUGCAUGGCUGGAACUCUCCUCCUCUUAACCAUCAUUGUCUGCGUUGGUAAUUCAAAACCCCCGGCUGAGCAGAGCUCCUAUGCUGCCACCUCGGUGUUUCUCAUCUACGCUUUCGUGGCUUGUUUCGCCGUUGGUUUGGGUCCGAUACCCGCUAUGAUUGUGUCUGAGAUCUUCCGCCAGGGUCCCCGCGGAGCUGCGUACUCCCUCAGCCAGAGCAUUCAGUGGCUGUGCAAUCUCAUCGUCCUCUUCAGCUUCCCCACUUUGAACGUAGGUUCUCUUGACCAGUUACUAAAAUUAAUCUCUGACUUGGUUUGCAGGAUUUUAAUGCCAUUUUUCUGUUGCCUCGAAGGUACGCACCAACUUCUCGGUUAAAUAGUACAGUCCGGUAUAUUUUAGGGUAUUUAAACAAGGUAUAUGAUGACCUUAGCACAGCAGAGCCAGAAGAGAUGACGCACGACAAAUAAUAAUAAUAAUAAUAAUAAUAAUAAUAAUAAUAAUAAUAAUAAUAAUAAUAAUAAUAAUAAUAAUCUGUUACUGACAUCAUUUUAGUAGCAUGUGAAUCACUUUGUAGACCGAACAAAUGACUGCCAUAAGAGAUAAUUCAUUGCGUAGAUGUUUAUGUAAUUAACUGCGAAUCUCAUUAAUUUCCAAUCUUCCUUACUGUCUUUUUGUUUUAUUACCGUACAGAAACUGAUGAAGGGCUACGUCUAUCUGCCGUUUUUGGUGAUCGUGGCAGUAUGCUGGGUAUUCUUCUUCCUCUUCAUGCCCGAGACCAAAAACAGGUCGUUCGAUGAGAUUGCCCGCGAUCUGGCCUUCGGAACCAUUGUUGUUGGGAAGCGAAGUGCAGCCAUCCAGACUCCGGUAUUCACCAAGGGCGAAAACCUGUCACCUGACGGUGGAAGCCUUCUUCGCGACUCUCAUGCUCUAAAGUCCAAAGAGUGA
This is a messenger RNA of Spirometra erinaceieuropaei, 11260 nucleotides long. The record is from the annotation of a GenBank genome assembly. Lineage: Eukaryota; Metazoa; Platyhelminthes; Cestoda; Diphyllobothriidea; Diphyllobothriidae.